Molecule: messenger RNA, 1941 nt
Organism: Colletotrichum paranaense
Lineage: Eukaryota; Fungi; Ascomycota; Sordariomycetes; Glomerellales; Glomerellaceae
Exons: 3
Coding region: 1-1941 (646 amino acids)
Source: RefSeq, a predicted model, not a curated record
AUGGCAGACCAAGCUCAUGCGGAGUCCGCCGCGGCGCAAGCACCUCCUGGUGUCUCUCAGUCGACGCCGGGAACGCAGCAAACCGCAUCGCUCGACCAAAUCCAGAGUAUGUUGAAGGCCAAAGAUGAUACCUCUAGAUUCGUUGGCUUAGCUCUGUUGAAAAGUGUACUCGACAACUCGGAGGAGCUGCGCAACGAUGCAGACACCGUCUCGGGUCUUUGGGAAUCCAUAUCCCCCAAGUUUCUGGACCGGCUGCUGAAGACAGGCUCAUCUACGCAAUCUGGCCAGAAGGACGCAAAAAACAUGCUGGACCUCUCAGUAUCAGUUAUCCAUACUUUUGCUUUGCUUCUGCCAGAUCAAGGGAAAAGAGACAAACGACUUGUUGGAAGAAUGCCUCUUUUGGUGUCCAGUUUGCUACGAAGCUCUGGAGAAACUUCUGAAAUGAUUAUUCAGACCCUUCUCACCAUGGCCGCUUUUCCUGAAGGAGCAAAGGUGUUCUUCGACAUCGAGGAUGUAACUCCCCUAGUUGAGGUCGCCCCAAACAACCCGUCUGCUCUCGAGAUCUUUUCUUUUGCUUGGAUCAACUGCAUGGACAUUGCAGAAGACAGGAUCGUCCUGGAGUCCAAGAUAGACAAGACAAUUCAAGCUCUGGUGUCGACGUUCAACGGCACGGAUGGUGUUACUUUGCUCGAGUUCCUCGGCAAAUUUCUGCGAAAUUCAGAUCCCAAGUCCCUACCAUCGAAUCCAAAGUGGAUCAAAACAUCCACAGACUUCAUCAAGAAACUUCUGGCCAGCCGGCCUACGCCAGAGGCAAGGAACGCCUAUACCAUUGCGGCUGCAUCCUUGCUUGAGGUAUACCCCUCAGAAGCAUCAAAACUCUUGUUCACCAGCGAUGAGAAGGAUGAUAAGCCCUUCUCGUACCUAUUUAUCACUCUCCUCCUCACCGACACCAGAGCCAGCCUUCCCCGCCUCCUUGAGCUUCUCAAUGAUCCCAUCUACCCAGCCAUCGCACAACGGUUGGGCUCGGCCUUUGACGUCACAACGCACUUCAUUGGCUAUCUGAUGAAGAGCCUCGACGAUGAGAGUUCAUCGUCAGCUGCGCUAGUGAUGCCUCCCGACUUUCUACUAAAGAUCCGUCGGACCAUUUCGGAGGCCCUGUCUCUCGCGAUCGAGUUCCUCCGAGACAGGUGGGAUGCGUCCGUGGCAGGCGCCUUUGGCCUACACCCCGAAGCGCGUGCAAAGGAGACCGACACCUCCAUGGGGAAGAGACUGACAAUCUCUUGGGAGUCAAAGAAGAGCAACGUUCACGAGGACCCUCUAAUCCUGGCAGCUGUCAAAGCCCUGGCCAUCUGGCUUCGCGAGGACGAUAACGACUUGCUGAGGAAGGAAGGAGCAGGGCUGACGGACAUGUUCCUCGACCUCUACAAGUCGAGCUCACCGUCAAGUCUCGACUUCCGAUCACCGAUCCUAGUAGGUCUGGAGGGGACGCUGGUCGAGAAGGCUGGGCUGGAGGAGUUCACGACACACAGCGGCUGGGACGUCUUGACCAAAGACCUCGUGGCCAUCCUACAAUCCACAACCACGUCAAGUGACGAAAGCGAAGCCGCGCGCGCCAUCGAGAUUGUCCGCAUCCUUCUGCCGAUCGUGGAGGGCGAGGAAACCGGCUCGAAGGAAGAGUGGAUGGCCCUCGUGACGACUGUAGCCGCCUGGCACGCUCCCGAAGCCAAGCAGCCCGCGCUGGUACAGGAGGCUCACAUCGCGGCUCUCCAGCUCACCACCGCAUUACUGGUGGGUGCUCCGUAUGGUAUGAGGCAGCGCUACGUACACUCCACGAGCGCCGUGCUGGGCAUAGCUGGGCAGCUUGAGAAGUACGUGGGCUCGGAUGACCCGCUGAGGAAGUCCUUUGACGAUGUGCUGCAGACGUUAGAUAGACUUCGCUAG